CGGGUUUGUGGUUACCAUAGCAACAGGACGCCUCUCUUCUGUAGACUCCGUCCGUUCGUCGUUUUGAGUCGCAGGAGUUUUCAAUCUGAGGGGGAAAAUCAACAUAAAUUACCAGAACGAGCACGUCAAACCAGGUCGACAUGCCGCUGCACGUGACCGACUACACGUGGACCCAAACGGACUCCGCGGUCCACAUCACCGUGCCGCUGAAGGGGGCCAAACCGGGCCAAGUGGACAUCGUCUCAACGGACGAGUACCUGAAGGUUAAUUUCCCACCUUUUCUGUUUGAGGCCUUCCUGUUUGAACCCGUUGACGAUGACAGGAGCACAGCAAAGGUUGGAAACGGAGUCGCAGUAUUCAGUUUGCCUAAGAAAACCAGCAGACUGUGGGACAAUUUGGUGCUAAGCACAAAUGAUAAAGCAAAAAAGAAGGAGAUCAGAGAAAAAGCUCUGGAGAAACAUCAGCAGAAGCUUUCCUCACAGUCCAAACAAAAAGCGGAGAAACAGCAAGCAGAGAAAAAAUACGCUCUGAAAACAAUGAUGAAGAUAAAACAGGCCCAGCCUCCUCCUCCGAGGCCCGGCGGGAACAUCCAGAUCUCGUUCACCCCCCGAGUCUUCCCUACAGCCCUGAGGGAGUCCCGCCUGCCUGAGGAGGAGGAGGCGGAGGCGAGGCGAUCCGUUAUUUCUGCUGCAGAGGAGCUGCAGGACCUGCGGGAGGAGGAGAGGAACCCCGACUGGCUGAAGGACAAAGGAGAGUGCUUUGGGACGGGGGACUUCCAGGGGGCGGUGAACGCCUACAGUUUGGCCUUAAGACUCAACCCACAGCUCCCAGCUCUGUUCUCCAACAGGGCCGCCUGCCACCUAAAGCUCAGGAACCUCCACAAAGCCAUCCAGGACGCCUCCAAGCUCUACGCCGAAGGGCUUCUCGACUAUGAAGCGGCUCUGAGGAUCGACCCCCAAAACGAGGCUCUGCGGGCCGACGCCCAGCGAAUCAGAGCCAUCAUCCAGGGCUCAGCGGCCAAUCAGGACGCAGAGAGAGGCGGA
Menidia menidia (Atlantic silverside) is the source of this 1043-nucleotide messenger RNA. The record is from the annotation of a GenBank genome assembly. Lineage: Eukaryota; Metazoa; Chordata; Actinopteri; Atheriniformes; Atherinopsidae.